GUUUGGCCCGGAGGUGAUUUGUUCGCUGACCCCGUACUAUGCAGCUCGACUGCAGAAGUUGUUUUUAUUUAUAGCUUGGAUGGUUUAACUUCGAAAUGGCGUGGAAGAAACAAGGUUUGUUUAGCCUGACUUUUGACCGAAUAAACUCACAUAGUAAGCUUUGAGACUUAGCUUAGCUCACCCCUGAAUGAAGAGUUGUGCUUCACCUGCGUGUUAUUGUGUCUCUGUGGACCAUAUUUACUCUUCUGAAAUGUCCCUCUCAGGCUUUUCUCUUCCUCCUGUCUCUUUGAACCUCCUUGUCCCUCCGGUGAGGCUCAUAUCUGCGUUUAUGUGGAGAGUGAUCCAACAGCUGAAUGUGCUGCAGUAUGAGAAGCUGGUGGACUUCGUUACCUUGGCAACAGAAAUGGUCCCAGAGCUGCUGAGUCCAAGUCAGAGAGCCCAGCUCAUCCUGGGCCUCAGAGCACGGGUUAGGAUAGUUUUAUAAUAUGUAUUUCUCGUGCAUGAGACAGCAGUGACUUACCUCAGAUAUCUAUGGUGGUCUUUUGAGUGACCUCGCGUUUGUGCCUGUUGCAGCUGGUUCUGGAGCUGUGUCGUGGGGAUGGCAUCGCCAACCUGCAGGCCAUCCAGAGCCACCUGGACAAAAUCCACGCCUGUGGCUCUGAGCUGAGCUCCUCUGGUGAGAUGGUGGGUUGUAAAGGACUUUUAGAUCUACUUUCUUUGAAAAACACAGACAACACUUGCUGGCUCAGUCCUAAAUGUUUACUUCAAAAUUUAAGAUGCAAAGUAGUCAACUCAUAUUUGUUCAAUGUCACUCCUCGCCAGGCUUGUGGUGAUAUACUGAAGACUUCAUACACCAACUUUGCUGGGCUGGUGCAAAACCUUUUGAAUAUUCCACAUGAAAAGGAUUAUUUCUUCAGAGUAAGUACAUUUGCAUUGAAGAGAUGCAUGCAAACAUGAGAUUACAUUUUUUUAAGGAUAUUGAUGAGCUACUUUCAAGUCACAGGGGUUUGAUAUUUUCAAACUCUUUUUCUCUAGGAAGUUUUUCCUGCGAGCUACGGCUCCAACUUUGACCAAAGACUGCAGCAGUUGGUGUCGGAGUUCUUGUCCAGGCUGGAGCUGCUGCUGCCUAUACCCGACCUGCAGCAGGUACUUUAUGAUGGAACUAUAAAUGCAGUCAGAUGGCUUUGACAUGAUUCCUCCUCUUAAAGAUAACCUGUGUCUCGAUAAUUGCUUUCUAUUCGUCUCAGACAGCAGCAUGGCUCAGUUCAACAGACUGUGUGGCAGAAGAAUUUGGACUUCAUCUGUCGGAGCCGUCUGCCAUUAAGACUCUGCUGUUUCAUCACAGACAGUUAGGAACGCUCAGCUCUGGUAAGGGAAACACAAGACACUGAAAGGAGCAACUUUGUACUUAGACCUGGUUUUGUAAUGAUUUGUAAUUUGUUCUCAUUAAAAAUCGUGUGUUCCUCUGUCACAGCUCCAUCCAGCGCUGAGGAGGACAAUCUCCUGUCCACUCUGGCCCUCCCUGUGCAGACUUCAGUGGAGAGGUUGAUUCCGUCUUACAGUGAGGAUGAUGAUUAUGAUGAUGAGGAACAGACACUGGCUCUGGGCGAUCUAGAAGAGGAUUCCAAUCAAGAUGUUGCAGAUGAUUGGUUACCCAAAAGGGAAUCAGGUGUGACAACAGCUGUCUUAAAAAACAUAAUAAACGCAUAAUCUGCUCUUCUUUCUGCUAACUGACUGGUUUAAUGCUGUUUUCAGGCCGUCCAGCUCGUUUAUUCAUCUGCUCCAAGUGUUCGUUCACUCACCGCACAAGGAGAAAAGUCCAGCAGCACAUCCAGAGUGAGCACCAUCAAACGGCUCCUGUUCUGAAAAGACUCUCUGUGAAAGACAGAGCGAGGAAUCAGCAGAAAAGCAAAGACUCCAGCUCUGAGAAGAAGAAGGUAGGAGGUGACUUAGAGAAAAAAAAGAAGCAGAAAGAUGGUGUUGAAAGAAAGCGGGAACGGAAGAAAAAGAAGGACAACUUGGAAAACAAGAAACAGCGCAGAUGCAAAGAGCCCACAGGAGAGGAUCGAAGGUUUCUGAGCAGUCGAGUAGUGGAUAAAAACUUCCCAGAGGAAGAAACUAAAUGCCCUAAGUGUGAAAAGGUUUUUGAACUUCCGAAUCAACUCAAGACUCACAUGAAGCUCCACAGCUUAAAGCACUACUGCGGCCAAUGUGAGAGGGGAUUCACAAGUACAUCAGGUUACUAUCAGCACCAGAGACUUCACAAGAGAGGGCGGUUAUUUAACUGCAGCCAGUGCAACAAGGGAUUCCUGUGCAAAAACUCGCUCCAGCAGCACGAACGUCUACACGAAGGACCGUGCAGCCUGUGCGGGAUCUGUGGGAAAGGCCUCAGCAAAUCAGGACUUAAGAGACACAUGCAGGUGCACAAAGGGGAGAAGACUCAUUUGUGCACCACAUGCGGGAAGUCGUUUUUUUCCUCUGGGGAGCUGCUGUUGCACACUCGCUCUCACACAGGCGAGUUACCGUACACCUGCACACACUGCGGGAAAGGCUUCUCAACGAAGAGUCACCUGAUCAUUCACAACCGCUCUCACACAGGGGAGAGGCCGUACCUGUGCGCAGAGUGCCCUAAGCGUUUCCUCACUCUGAACUGCCUGAAGAGACACAUGCUCAGCCACAACGGGAUCAAACCGUUUAAAUGUCCCCACUGUGAGAGAGAAUUCUCCCAGCAGGGGAAUCUGAAAAGACACAUGGCAACUCAUAAACCUGACAUGUAACGUGAAGCUUUUGUUGUUUGAUCAUUGCUCAAGCUCCUCUUACAAAGCCUUUUAAAAUCAAAAAUGUGUUGGCAGAUUAAAAGUGUGUUGCUGAACAAGAAGGCAACAAUAAGUUUAUCAAGUUCAUUCUGUCUUUUUAAAUAGAAUUAGUUUUCUUACGUUCUUUCGUAUCAGACAGUGCUGUUUUCUUUUCUUACCUUACCUACAAAAGAAUGAAAGAAAACUAAGGAGGCAACAAAAUCUUAAGUAAUGCAAGAUAAACAGCAGUCCUAAAAACAAAAUGCAGCAUUUAAAGGUUCAGUUUUCAGCCAUUAAAUUAAGGGGAAUCUUAAGGGCCUGUGUCCAGUAACACCCACUUUUUUUUUCAGAAACAUUACAGGUCAGUGUUCACAGCACUCAGAAUCCAGAAUACCUGAGCUUCAGUUGUCUUUUGUGGCUGCACUCUUAGCAAAAAUUUGUUCAGCUUUGGAACACAACAGCAACUCCAACUGACCAAUCAAAUAAAGGGGCGGGACUUUGGAAGUUAACUUGUUUAACCACACUGGUGAAAGAGAAACUAACCACGCUCCUUUUUCGUGGGCGUAAUUUCCUGGUUUUACUGUUUUAUGUCAGGACAAUUCUUCUACCUCGUUUUUACAUUUUUCGUGUGAGAAUUUCCUUAAAUAAAAGCAAAUAUGAAGCAGGAUUGGAGAAACUGGGGUAGUGGACAUAGGCCCUUACAAAAUAAGACACACAGUCUAAUAAAUGGUCAUUAUGUUUAAGGGGCAGUAGCCUCCGUGAAUAGUGUGACUGGUGUAGCAAAUCACAAAAUAUUUUCAGACACUCAGUUAUUAGAUAGACCAGUAUUUGAACAGUCAUUCACAAAAAAUGUAAAAGUGGUAACUUGAUAUUCAGUCCACAGAGAUGAAAUGUUCUGUAAGAAGCAGUCAUGGAAUAAAGUGUGAAAAAGCAGUAAAAACA
This is a messenger RNA of Xyrichtys novacula (pearly razorfish), 3737 nucleotides long. The record is from the annotation of a GenBank genome assembly. Lineage: Eukaryota; Metazoa; Chordata; Actinopteri; Labriformes; Labridae.